This is a messenger RNA of Salvia splendens (bonfire salvia), 4842 nucleotides long. RefSeq names its product protein transport protein SEC16B homolog. Bases 356 to 4516 code for a protein of 1386 amino acids. The transcript is spliced from 14 exons. Gene Ontology annotation, biological process: Golgi organization. Gene Ontology annotation, cellular component: ER to Golgi transport vesicle membrane; endoplasmic reticulum exit site. The record is from RefSeq and is a predicted model, not a curated record. Lineage: Eukaryota; Viridiplantae; Streptophyta; Magnoliopsida; Lamiales; Lamiaceae.
AAGCUGUGUUUAUAUAGUUUAGGUGUAAAAUAAAUGAUGUUUUCGGUGGAGAUCGAAAUACAGCCAAUCUCUUCUCUUCUGAGUUUACAGACACACAAACACACACUCUCUCUAGAGAUAUAAACGUUUAAUCGGCUGUCGGCAUGUAUGUAUGUAUGUAUGUAUAGGCGAUUCCUUCCGUUUCCUCAAUUUUCAUUUUUGAUCUAAAUUCCGUCACGUGUUGGUGGAGUGGUAAAACCCCGGAUCCUGUUCGAUUUGGAUUGGUUCGGGUUGUAUUCUGUGGAAUUGCCGGUUUUGUUAUUGGAUCUCUGUGUUUAUUAGCUAGCUCGGAUCAAUUAAGGUUAGGUCUGAUUGAAUGGCUUCGAAUCCUCCAUUUUCUGUGGAGGAUAAUACAGACGAAGAUUUUUUCGAUAAAUUAGUGAAUGACGACGACGAUGUGGAUUUUAAAGCCACCACAUCGCCGGAAUCUGGGGGCAAUCAUGCCUUCACGAACGGGAAUGAGUCAGAUGAGGCUAAUGCUUUUGCAAAUUUGAGUAUCAAUGAGGUUGAAGAUCAUGGUGAGGUCAAUGCUAAACAGGUCUUCAGUAGUGAUCUUAGCGCAGUUGAUGAUUUAAGUGCAAAAGGGGAGACGGUUGAGCAGAUUAGCAAAAAGGAAACAAGGGAUGAAAGGGGAAUUCCUUUGGUAUCAGCUGAUUCAUUUGAAUUUAGUAACUUGGUACAAAAAGAGGGAAAUGGAAAUGACGGUGCUAUUGUUUUGCACAAUGCUAACAGUGGUAAUACUGAUAAUGUGGGUGUCUCUGACGUGCCAAUGCUGAGCGAGACUAGUAGCGGAUUAGAAGCAACUGGAGUGAAAGAAGUUGCUUGGGGUUCCUUUGAGAAGGAUUUGGUUCAGAAGGAUAGUAAUGCCUUUGGAUCAUACUCAGACUUUUUCACUGAAUUUGAAGGGGACCGUCCCAUUGAUGCAUUUAGCAACACAGCGGGGGUUACUUCAAAGAAUGGGACACAAGAUGCCAUUGGAAAUGAUGUACAGGGAACCAAUUAUAUGGGUAAUGUAGACAGUUACGGGCAGUACAGUAAUGCACAGAAUGGUGGUGUUGAAGCAGAUCAGAGUUCAUCUGUGCAGGAUAUGAAUAGCACCCUGUACUGGGAAAGUCAAUAUCCAGGUUGGAAGUACGACUACAGUACUGGGCAAUGGUAUCAGAUUGAUGGCUAUGAUGGUGUUUCUAGUGUGCAAGGAAAUGCCGACUCUAAUGUAACUUCUACAUGGGAAGAGGCCGCUACAACAGAGACUGUUUCUAAUUGGAAUCAGGCCUCUCUGGCAAGUGAUGCCAUGGAAACGACAAACUGGAAUAAGGUGUCAGAAGUGAGUGGUGAUAGCAGUGUGGUUUCAACAGACUGGAAUCAGGCUUCUAACAAUAAUAAUGGUUACCCAGCUCAUAUGGUCUUUGAUCCUCAGUACCCUGGAUGGUACUAUGAUACUAUUGCCCAAGAAUGGCGUGCUUUGGAGUCAUACACCCAAUCAGCGCAGUCUACUGCUCAAGUUCACGAUCAGAUGAGUAAGGAUGAUAAUUUAUCUACUGAUACAUUUUCUCAAAAUAACACUCUGAAGGCAAGCAGUUUGUAUGAUCAAGGUAAUAAUUACAAUCCUCAAGGCUUUGGCAGCCAAAGCCCAGAUCAGAAUUGGUUGGGAUCAGUCAACAACUACAACCAGCAGAACUUAAGUCUGCAUGGAAAUCAACAAAGUAAUGUCCAAUAUUAUGAGAAUCUAAGCCAGCAUCAAAACGACUAUUCCAUGCCUUCCCAGUUUGUUGGUGGAAACUUCAGUCAACAUUUCAAUGACUCCAAAGUCAAGCAAAAUGACCCGAGAUACUUUUCAAAUGACUAUUAUAGUCAAAACCCCAUGAACUUCUCUCAGCAACAGAAUCAGAAUACUCAAGUGACAUACAUUCCAGCAUUGGGAAGGUCAUCUGCUGGUCGUCCUGCUCAUGCUUUAGUUGCCUUUGGUUUUGGUGGCAAGCUCAUUAUGAUGAAACAUAACUGCUCUAAUCAAAAUUUGAAUUUUGGGAGCCAGAAUCCUUUGGCCGGCUCAAUAUCUGUCCUCAACUUAUCAGAAGUUUUGACUGGAAACAUUGAUGCUGUAAACCAUGGAAGGGGUGUAAGUACUUAUUUCCAGGCUCUCUACCAGCACACUCUUCCAGGUCCUCUUACUGGUGGAAGUGUGGCCACUAAGGAGUUGAAUAAAUGGAUUGAGGAAAGGUUAUCAAAUUCUGAGCCUGCAGAUAUGGAUUACAGAAAGGCUGAAGUAUUGAGGCUGCUCCUGUCACUAUUAAAAAUAGCUUGUCAGUAUUAUGGAAAACUUCGAUCUCCUUAUGGCACGGAUGCUGCGAUGAAGCAGGAAAACGAUGCCCCAGAAUCGGCAGUUGCCAAACUGUUUGCUUCUGCUAAAAGAAAUGCUUUACAGUUUAAUCAGUAUGGCAAUGUUACACAAUGCUUGCAGCAACUUCCAUCUGAAGGACAGUUGCAGGCCACUGCUGCCGAGGUUCAAAAUCUUCUGGUUUCUGGAAGAAAGAAGGAGGCUUUACAAUGUGCACAGGAGGGACAGUUGUGGGGUCCUGCCCUUGUUCUUGCUGCUCAACUUGGUGAUCAAUUCUAUGGUGAAACUGUCAAGCAAAUGGCACUUUGCCAAUUAAUGGCUGGAUCACCCUUGCGAACAUUGUGCCUGCUCAUUGCUGGCCAACCGGCUGAUGUCUUUUCUGCAGAUACUACAGCUGUUAACAACAUGGCUGGUGCUGUAAAUGUGCCUCAACAACCUACACAGUUUGGAGCUAAUUGCAUGCUGGAUGACUGGGAAGAAAAUUUGGCUGUGAUAACUGCAAAUAGAACAAAGGACGACGAACUUGUGCUUAUGCAUCUUGGUGAUUGUUUGUGGAAGGAAAGAACUGAUAUAAUUGCUGCUCAUAUAUGCUAUUUGGUUGCGGAAGCUAGCUUUGAGCCGUAUUCGGACAGUGCAAGAAUGUGUCUCAUCGGUGCAGAUCACUGGAAAAAGCCACGGACGUACGCAAGUCCAGAAGCAAUUCAGAGAACAGAGAUAUAUGAGUAUUCAAAGACACUUGGGAACUCUCAGUUCGUCCUACUUCCAUUUCAACCUUAUAAGUAUGUAUAUGCACUCAUGUUGGCCGAAGUUGGAAGGACGACUGAUGCACUGAAGUACUGUCAAGCGGUACUAAAAUCGCUUAAAACUGGUCGAACACAGGAGCUGGAGUAUCUGAGGAAUUUAGUUUCAUCCCUUGAGGAAAGGAUUAAAGCUCAUCAACAGGGAGGAUUCUCUGUAAACUUAGCUCCCAAGGAAUUUAUUGGUAAAUUGCUAAACCUUUUUGAUAGCACUGCACAUCGGGUUGUUGGGGGCCUGCCACCCCCUAUACCAACACAAGGUGGUGCAGUUCAUGGUAAUGAGAAUAAUUACCAGUCCCCCAGAGUAUCAAGUAGUCAAUCGACAAUGGCUAUGUCUUCAUUAGUUUCUCAAUCUAUGGAGCCUAUAAAUGAUUGGGCAGCUGAUAACAAAAAGACUCUGCACACAAGAAGUGUUUCAGCACCUGACUUUAAAAGGAGUCCAAUGCAGAGUCAGGCUGAACCACCAAAAGAAGCAAAUUCUGCUAGCACAGAGGACAAAGCACCAGCAGCUAGCAGUACGUCUCGCUUGGGUCGUUUUAGUUUUGGAUCUCAGCUAUUUCAGAAGACUGUUGGUUUAGUACUCAAACCACGAGGCCGCCAGGCAAAAUUGGGUGAUACAAAUAAGUUUUAUUAUGAUGAAAAACUCAAGAGAUGGGUGGAGGAAGGUGUUGAACCUCCUGCACCUGAAGCAGCUCUUCCACCACCACCCAAGGCUUCAGUUUUUCAGAAUGGAGCAUCAGAGAAGAGUUUCUUGCAAAGUGAGCCUCCUCAUAACAAUGGGAAUCAAGAAUUUUUAAGCCCAGGCACUAUGGAUAACAGUUCAGGAAUGCCCCCACUUCCUCCGACAGCCAAUCAGUACUCAGCACGUGGAAGGAUGGGUGUUCGCUCUAGGUAUGUUGACACUUUCAACAAAGGUGGUGGGAACACAGUAAGUGGGUUCUCGCCUUCUGUACCUUCUGCCAAACCUGCGGACGGCGCCAACCCAAAAUUCUUUGUUCCGGCACCAGUAUCCCAUGGUGAGCAGCCAGUUGUUGACACGCAUGUAGAAGAAAAGCAAAACGCUUCAUUCACUACUUAUGAAGAUCCUCCCUCCCCUUCAAAUGACUCAUUCUAUUCGCCUCGUCUCUCAGCUUCCAUGGCGCCAAUGCCAAGAUUUGGAAGCAUGAAUAACAUAUACAACAAAGGGGCGAGUGAUAGUUCCUUUACGCCACACUCACGGCGUACUGCUUCAUGGGGCGGGAGCUUAAACGACGCAAUGAGCCCUCCAAAUAGGACGCAAUCUGCAGGAGAGUCGGUAGGUAUGCGUCCUCCAUCUUUCAUGCAAAAUGACAGUUUCGGAGAAUAAUAGUAAUGAGAAAUCAAACUCAGAACCCCUCGAGAUGUACAUAACAAAUUUUGCCAUACAGCCGCCGAGCCUGCUCAAUUCACAGAUCCACAAUUUUCUUUCUUUUUAUUUUCUUUCAUAGUUUCUUUAUACUCCAAAAUAUUCCAAUUUUAUGUGUAAUGUUUUUAACAUUGUAUGUUAAAUGUUGCUUGGUAGCCUACUGUAUCUGGUCGCGGGAAAGUAAAAGUGUGCGAACUGUACAUUUGAUUUGUUUAUUUAUUUGAGAGAGGAAUAAUCGGAAUUUUGGUAAGUUAUAACAGUUGAACAAGAGGUAACAUUUUGUUUCA